Messenger RNA from Pyrenophora tritici-repentis Pt-1C-BFP, 1128 nucleotides. RefSeq names its product RRM-5 multi-domain protein. Lineage: Eukaryota; Fungi; Ascomycota; Dothideomycetes; Pleosporales; Pleosporaceae. Gene Ontology annotation, cellular component: U2-type catalytic step 2 spliceosome; U2-type catalytic step 1 spliceosome; Prp19 complex. Gene Ontology annotation, molecular function: U6 snRNA binding; pre-mRNA binding. The record is from RefSeq and is a predicted model, not a curated record.
AUGCCGCCCCAAAUCAAGACCGACUUGAACCGUAGCGGCUGGGAGACGACGGAUUUUCCGUCCGUCUGCGAGAAAUGCCUACCGGACAACCCGUAUGUGCAGAUGCUCAAGGAGGACUAUGGUGCUGAAUGUAAAAUCUGUACGCGACCUUUUACCAUCUUUCGCUGGAAAGCCGACCGCACCGCCCGACAGAAGCGAACAAACAUCUGCCUGACAUGCGCCCGCCUCAAGAACUGCUGCCAGCACUGCAUGCUGGAUCUUUCAUUCGGUCUUCCCAUCGUUGUCCGUGAUGCGGCGCUGAAGAUGGUGGCACCUGGACCCCAGAGCGACAUCAACCGACAGUUUUAUGCGCAAGAGCACGAGAAGGAGAUUGAAGAGGGACGCGGAGCUAUGGAGGCGUAUGAGAAGACGGAUGAAAAGGCGCGCGACCUGCUCAAGCGCUUGGCACAGAGUGAGCCCUACUACAAGAAGCAGCGACGGAUAGAGGCAGACGGCGAAGAGAGCGGGCAAAAGGCACUACCAGCCCCAGGUGGGAGCGGUGGUGGGAGCAGUGAAGGUGGACAUGUUCCAGGGCCCAUUAGGACUCGGGACACGAGGGGCACUCCGACACGAGGAAGCAUGCGACCUGGCAGAGGAGGUCGUAUGGGUGGUCCAUCGGCUGAGCCGAACCCGCAAGACUGGCUUCCGCCUUCCGAUUCCAACGUCGCAUCACUCUUCGUCACUGGUGUUGAAGACGAUCUGCCCGAGCACGAACUCCGCAAACACUUUACACAAUAUGGUCAGCUCAGGUCGCUGGUCUGCUCACAUCGCGCGCAUUGCGCAUACGUCAAUUAUGUCAACAGGAAAGACGCAGAGACUGCGGCAGAAACACUGAAGGGCAAGGUUGUCAUCAAGGGCUGCCCAAUGCGGGUCACUUGGGGCAAGCCGAAGCAGUUGGACAGCUUGGAUCAGAAUGUUAGGAUGCAAUACGCAAAGGAGGGACGACAGGUAGCGGGUUCAUCCCGACGGGCUGCGGCUACUCAAGCUGCUAUCCAGGCUGCUCCACAGAACAGCUUGGACAGCAUGAUUGUUGCGCCUCCACCAGGAGAGGACGACGAUGUGAAGUAUGCCAGUUUGGAAGGCAACUAG